Messenger RNA from Contarinia nasturtii (swede midge), 2149 nucleotides. RefSeq lists its product as uncharacterized. The coding region runs from base 197 to 1834 and encodes 545 amino acids. NCBI's taxonomy places the organism in Eukaryota, Metazoa, Arthropoda, Insecta, Diptera, Cecidomyiidae. The record is from RefSeq and is a predicted model, not a curated record. The transcript has 6 exons. Gene Ontology annotation, cellular component: P-body; cytosol. Gene Ontology annotation, biological process: neurogenesis. Gene Ontology annotation, molecular function: protein binding.
CAAAAUAAACACCCAAAAAUAGCUGUGCACUGUUGACAUUUAUUAAUUUACAUUGAAACAAAGAAAGAAAAUUUUCAAUUAAUUAAAUAACAACGAAAUAGGUUCCAAAUUUUAAAAAAAUCGAUUCAAUACGGUGAUAAGGUAAAUUUUGUAAAAUUGAUAAGUCAAAAUUUAAAGGGAAACAGCCGAAGACACAAUGAACACCACAAAUGAUUGGCAGACGUCUUGUGCGAAAAUAAAAAAUCGCGGUGAUCAUCUCUUCAAAAGUGGUAUUUGGGCCGAUUGUCGUUUUCUCGUCGGUGGAUCGGAAAAUAAUCAACAAAUUGUAUCAGGCCAUAAGUUAAUUCUAGCCAUGGCUAGUCCAGUUUUUGAUGCAAUGUUCAAUGGUACGCUUCCUGAGAAAAAUGAUCCAAUUCCUAUACUUGAUGUGCAACCGGAAGCUUUUAUUGCUCUAAUGGAGUACAUUUAUACUGAUCGAAUUGAGAUAACAUCGAUGGAUAAAGCAUGUGAACUCUGUUAUGUUGCGAAAAAAUACAUGUUGCCAGUCGUUGUUCAGCGCUGCACUGAAUUCUUAUGGUCCGAUCUGAAUGCAAAGAAUGUGUGCCGUGCAUUUGAGUUCGCAAAACUUUUUGAAGAACCUGCAUUGGCCGAAAGAUGUUUACAGAUUAUAUGCAGUCAAACCACUGACGUCUUAUCAUCACCCAGCUUCGAAGAGGUAGAAUUAUCCACAGUUUUAACUAUACUUGACCAAGAUUGCUUACACAUUGAUUCGGAAUUGAAUUUAUUCUCUGCAUUGGUACGAUAUGCAGAAAAGCAUGGACAUGGUAAAUUAAUAUCCAAAGAAGAAGCUGAUAUGAUUGAUGUGGAUGCCACGGAAGGUGGACCAUCCAAUCCACCAGCAAAUGCAGGGCCAACAUUUCGAGAUGCAUUGAAGAAAAUUCGCUUUCUAUUGAUGACACCCAAGCAAUUUGCUGAAAAUGUACCGCGCACAAAUCUUCUUUCUACAGCCGAAUCGUUUGCAAUUUUAAUGAACAUCGCUGCAUCCAAUAAUGACAUCCAUCCAAUGCCACCUGGAUUCUCAACAUCUUCAGAAUGUCGGUCGAUCUCUCAAACUUCUCCUCAUGCCAAUUCGAAUGCAUUGAACUAUUAUCAUGAGAAUUCAUCUGAUGGCCAUCCAAUGUUUCCGCUCCCGUCAUCGUCACAUGUCUAUAUGCCAUUGGCAAAUUCAAGCCUAAAUAACUUUCAUGUGCGUACACGAACCAAUCCAUCGAAUAAAUUUCGUGAACAACAAGCACAGCCAUUAUCGCGCGAUAUGCUUAUCGACGUAACAGAAACACGACGCUUUUACUGUGUACGACCGAUUAGAGAGCAAAUUGACUAUUUCAAUACAAGUGUGUCUGAUUGUGCCCUGACUUUCACCGUCGAUCGAAAUAUUUGCAUCACUGGCAUUCAGGUAUCGACUCAAGUUUUGGGCGAACAAUCAAUGCAACAGGGAAGUCUUCCCGAACGAUAUUCUGAAUUGCUCUAUGCUCAUUUGUUGGAUUCAUAUGGAACACGCUUGACAUACACACAUUGCACAUCAAAUGUGCGUUUCGAUUCUGUACUGGAAAUUUCAUUCGAUCAUCCCGUACAAAUACACCGAAAUCGAUUCUAUAAAGUUGGUGUGGCUUUCAAUAAAGUGGGCUGGUACCCGAUGUGUACCUGUGUUCCGUCGGUGACAUGCGAGGGAGUUUGUUUCGAUUUUCGAGUUGAUGGACCAAAUGGUGAAUCGCUUCGCGAUGGUUUGAUUCGUUCGAUUGUUUUUACCUAUCCGCCACGCGGAGAAAACGACUGAGAAUCCCUUCAUUUGAGCCAUUGUGCAAAAGUUCGACGAAAGAACUUACAUAACUAAAUAAACGCGUACAGAUAAGAGACUGAUAUUGAUGCAAUAUGUUCCUCUUUCAUUUGGGGAUAUCACACUGUAAUUUCAUAAUGUAGUAUGUAUAGGUAUACUAAUAUAUGCGUGGCUUAUAUUUUCUACUUCAGUUCUGGUAUAUUGAAAUUGUGCUUAACUCCAUUGAUCAAGCUGCAUGAUUGAAAAAUCAUUUGUGUUUUUUUUUAAAGAUUAAAAAUCAAAAAACAAAUCAAAGUGCUUCAUUAAAUUGAAUAU